Molecule: messenger RNA, 2625 nt
Organism: Apodemus sylvaticus (European woodmouse)
Lineage: Eukaryota; Metazoa; Chordata; Mammalia; Rodentia; Muridae
Gene: Gatad1
Product: GATA zinc finger domain containing 1
Exons: 5
Coding region: 385-1179 (264 amino acids)
Biological process (GO): regulation of DNA-templated transcription; chromatin organization
Cellular component (GO): nucleus
Molecular function (GO): sequence-specific DNA binding
Source: RefSeq, a predicted model, not a curated record
CCGCCCCACCGCGGGAGCUCCGCCCAUCGCCGGAAGCCCCGGCGGGCUGAGGCAGGGCUGUGGUCGCCCUCGGGACCCCGGCGGCCCGGUCCGCCCCGGGUAGCGUCCCCUGGGCCCGAGCUGGCUUUCCCGGGAGGCCGCGCCGAGUGUCGGGCCUGCGUGCCCCGCGGGCGGCCCAGCUCCAGGGCUGGGUCGCGGGCUGCCGGAGCCCGCUUCCCGCCUCCGGGGGUCAGCGGCGGCCGCUGGGUGCCGGCGCGGGCGACUCCGCACCUCAGACCUUGCUCUUCCAGUCGCCGAGGUGGCCGGCCGACCCCUGGGCGGCCAGGGCAGACGGCCGCCAUUCCCGUGUCGCUGCGCCCGCGGGGGCCGCCCGAGCCGGCCGCCAUGCCGCUGGGCCUGAAGCCCACCUGCAGCAUGUGCAAGACCACGUCGUCCUCCAUGUGGAAGAAGAGUUCACAGGGCGAGAUCCUCUGCCAUCACUGCACCGGCCGGGGCGGCGGGGGCGGCGGCGCGGGAGUGGCGGGCGGGCCCGGGGGCGGCGGCGGCUUCGGCACCGCCACCUUCGCCACCACCACGGCCGGUGCUUCGCAGAGCAACGGAGGCGGGGGCGGCAAGCAGAGUAAGCAAGAAAUCCACAGAAGGUCCGCCCGGCUCAGAAAUACCAAGUACAAAUCGGCUCCAGCUGCUGAAAAGAAGGUUUCCACAAAAGGAAAGGGGAGAAGGCAUAUUUUUAAGUUAAAAAAUCCUAUUAAAGCUCCUGAAUCUGUUUCUACCAUAGUCACUGCAGAGUCAAUCUUCUACAAGGGAGUAUAUUACCAAAUUGGUGACGUUGUUUCUGUGAUUGAUGAGCAAGAUGGGAAGCCAUACUAUGCUCAGAUCAGGGGCUUUAUCCAGGACCAGUACUGUGAGAAGAGCGCGGCGCUGACAUGGCUCAUUCCCACCCUCGCCAGUCCCAGGGACCGGUUUGAUCCCGCAUCCUACAUAAUAGGGCCAGAGGAAGAUCUUCCAAGGAAGAUGGAGUACCUGGAAUUUGUCUGCCAUGCGCCUUCCGAGUAUUUCAAGUCAAGGUCAUCACCAUUUCCUACCGUUCCCACCCGACCAGAGAAGGGCUACAUAUGGACGCAUGUUGGACCCACUCCUGCGAUAACUAUUAAGGAAGCCGUUGCCAAUCACGUGUAGUUGCACACACACAAACGUCCAGAAUGAAGCCAGAGUUAGUUCUCUUAUAUUUAUAACAUAUCAAGAUAUGCCAUGCAUUUUUCUCUUUAAAAUUUUUUUGUUUAGGUUUUUGAGAUAGGGCCUCAUAUGUAGCCAGGUUGGCUUGACUUUGAGAUCCCCCUGCCUCACCCUCCUUGAGUGUUGGAGUUACAGGUGUGGCACCCCAGAAUUAAUGCCAGAUACUUCAUGAUGUUCUUACAUAUUGAGAAAAAUUUUAUCCUGCUGCCCAGUAAUUAUAUUACCUUGCUUAGUACCUGUUGUUUAGAAAACCACAGGGUGAAAAAAGAAUGAAUUGACGUGAAAUACUAAAUUUAAUGUGUAUUUUCCCAGGCAGAGUGACAGAUUAGAGGGAAAUCAUUAUAAACGUGUAGUGUCUAUUUUCUUCAUAAUUUAUUUCUAGGAACUCAUAAAAUGAAUUGUAUUUUUAUAAGUAAAAAACAUUAAGUUUUAGAUUUCUUUUUCUUUUUUUAAAUUUUUUUAAUUUUUUAUUUUUUUGGUUUUUCAAGACAGGGUUUCUCUGUGUAGCCCUGGCUGUCCUGGAACUCACUCUGUAGACCAGGCUGGCCUCAAACUCAGAAAUCCACCUGCCCUCUGCCUCCCAAGUGCUGGGAUUAAAGGCAUGUACCACCACUGCCUGGCUUCUUUUUUUAAAAACAAAACAAAACAAAACAGAAUCUCACUAUGCAGUCCUGGCUGUCCUGGAACUCACUCUGUAGACCAGACUGGCACUGAACUCAAGAGAUCUGCCUGCAUUUGCUUCCCAGGUGCUAGGACUAAAGGUGUACACCAUGCCAGACUUAAGUUUUAGAUUUCUGAUCAAGGACUAAAGCAAAAGGUGACUAGUAUGUCUUACAAAGGCACACACUCUUUCCUUAUGAGAAGCAGACCUGGGCUGCUUUAGUCCUACAGAGGCAGCUGGUGGGGACUGACUGGCUGGGCUCUUUACACUUCACCCCAUGCCAUAGCACCCAGGCUUUCAGGAGACCUGCCCUUGCCUGUCUGUCAGCUGCUUCAGUGAGCCUGCUUCAGCCAGGCCUUUGAUGUGCCUGCAGCACAGGCAUCCCCUCCUCCUGCUGAGGGUAGCCUCUGAGGAGAGUGGCCUGACAACUGCUAAGACUCAAACCAGGUGCUGAGAACUUGGAUGGUGUGCUUUGGCUUGGGGAAGCCUGCGCAUAUGCUUCAAGUGCAGUUUGGUCGCAUGAUGGGAGGAAGUGGGCAGGUACCCAAUUGUCGCCUCUGUCCUGAUCUAUCUAGACAGAUGGUUUUAGCUGUGGGAAUUUAUGAGAAUUUGACUUGGUCUUAAUGAUUUUCAUCAGAACUCUUUUACCCUUUUUCUUUAGUCCCAAAGUUGGAAAAAAGCAUCUUUGUGCUUAACAUAAGGUAUAAUAAAGCUCAUUGUAAAUACUA